CUAGCAACAAGCAUCUUAAAAAAAUUCAAUUACAGGUGAAAAACCGAACAAGUAAAUUCAGGAAUAGACGUAAAUCUCUAUUAGGAUUCCAAAUUAUUAUAGACAAGCUAAUGAUUUAAGAAUGCAAGAAAAAGUGAAUUAAAACACUUCGAAAGCUUUCAUCUGAACGAAAUAAAGACAUUGUAGCAAGUGACUUUGAGGCAAUGUGAGGCAGAAAGUAAAACUGUUAAACUUUUAAGCCGCAGGAUAGGCUUGUAAAGGUAAAAUAGGAUAUCAAAAAAAUUAUAGCAAGUUUUAAUGUGAAGCUUUCGACUUAAAAAGCUCUGAAUUUGAUUUUUACUACAUCUCUGAAAGAUCUCUAGAAAAUUGAGUUUAACACUUACUCCUAUCAAUUUAACAGCUAGAUCUAUGUUUGAAUUAAGCAUUGAUACACAUCUAAAAGUGCAAUCAAGUAAUAAAAUCUUGUAAUCUAAUUUUUUGCUGAAUCAUUGACUGUGGUACGUUCUGUUUGAUAACAAAGUAAACACAAGUGCAUUAAAAUUUAUUUUAAUUAAAAUUCAGCGUAAUCUGAAGGGUGUUGAUUAUAAAUUAAUAAAUAGUCACAGGCAGUCUAAUUUUAGAUGUUGUCUAGUAAACACGAUGACUUAAAUCAUCCGGUAGAACUCGAAUAAAUCGACAAAUUAAGAUACAGUGAAGGAAAUUCAGAAAAAUUUCAUCAUUCUGUGUUAUUUAACUGAAUUUUAAGAUUGACAGCUGAAUACAUAGUACACAUUAGACAUAACUAGCAAGAAAAUGCUUAAACCGGCGAUAAACAUCUUGAAGAAAUUCAAUAUUAGAUUACUUUCGACAAGCUUAUCAAAAUUCAAUAAUGUGGAUGAAAAAGACAUGAAGCACUUGGGAAGCUUCUCAUCACAAUGGUGGGAUGUUUCUGGACCUGUUAAGCCUCUACAUCUUAUGAACCAAGUGAGAGUUCCAUUCAUUCGUGAUGGACUAAUCAGCACUGGAGCUGUAAAAACUGAAAAUAUCAAUAAACCGGAUGUCUUGAAAGGAUUAAACAUUCUAGAAGUUGGAUGUGGAGCUGGGAUUCUCACAGAGGCAUUAGCGAGAUUAAAAGCGAAUGUAACAGGAUUGGAACCAUCAACAGAACUGAUAGAUGCAGCUAGAGAUCAUCUGAAUGGGCAGUCAUUAAACAUAAAGUACAUAUCAGAGUUUAUUGAGCAACAUUCAGUCGAUAAUGCUGAGAAAUAUGAUGCAGUCGUUGCCAGUGAAGUAAUUGAGCAUGUGCCUGAUCAAAAAGCAUUUCUUCACGAAUUAACAAAGUGUGUAAAGCCAAAUGGAAGCAUCUUCAUCACAACAUUUAAUAAAACUCAAGUCUCAUGGCUAUUAGGCAUAGUAUUAGCUGAAUAUGUACUUAAUUUCAUCCCAAAAGGCACACACGAUUGGAAUCAAUUCAUCAGUCCAUCAGAAGUAACGCAAAUUCUCAGCGAGAAAGAUUGCAAUACAGUCUUAGUUCAUGGAUUCGGUUAUAAUCCAUUAAAUGAGACUUUUAACUUCCAAAAAUAUGACGGUGUAAAUUAUGCACUUCAAGCUGUUAAGCAUGCAAGUUAGAAAUAAAAUAAAGUAAUGAGAUAUAUCCAGUC
Chironomus riparius is the source of this 1640-nucleotide messenger RNA. The record is from the annotation of a GenBank genome assembly. NCBI's taxonomy places the organism in Eukaryota, Metazoa, Arthropoda, Insecta, Diptera, Chironomidae.